GUUACCCCGCAUCAACGCUGGUUCCGAGUGGCGGUUUCUCCACCCUCUAGGAAAAUCGUCGAACAGACACAUUUGUUCUGAGUCAAUCACAGCCAACGCAGCAAGAUGGCUCCUGGAAUACUGAGCUCAUCACCACCGACGGUGCCAUCCAAGGCUGUCUCGCUGGCCCAGCUUACCGAAGAUUGGGACGACACUAUUCGGUUCUACCUCAACGGCACCAAGGUUGUCCUCGACUCGAUCAACCCCGAAACCACAUUAUUAGAGUACCUUCGUGGGAUCGGCCUGACGGGCACAAAGCUAGGAUGUGCAGAGGGUGGCUGUGGUGCCUGUACGGUGGUGGUUUCCCAUAUCAACCCCACCACGAAGAAGCUAUAUCAUGCAUCCGUGAAUGCUUGCCUUGCCCCGUUGAUUAGUGUGGAUGGAAAGCAUGUUGUCACCGUGGAGGGUAUCGGCGACGUGAAGAAUCCUCACGCGAUCCAGCAACGGCUAGCGGUUGGUAAUGGUAGUCAGUGUGGGUUUUGCACUCCUGGAAUCGUGAUGAGUCUUUAUGCCCUUUUGCGCAACAACUCCGAGCCAUCGGAGCAUGACGUGGAAGAGGCUUUCGAUGGAAACCUCUGUCGAUGUACCGGGUACAGACCAAUCUUGGAUGCAGCUCAAAGCUUCUCUGCACCGAAAGGCUGCGGAAUGUCUUCUGAAAACGGAGGAUCAGGGUGCUGUAUGGAGAAGAAAGGCGGCUCGGGAGGGUGUUGCAAGGAAACCUCCGCCGCCUCGGUCAAGGACGAGAAGAUACAGACCUUCACGCCACCUGAGUUCAUCGACUAUCGGCCGGACACGGAGCUCAUCUUCCCACCUCCUCUCCGAAAGCAUCAGUUCCGUGCUUUGGCCCUGGGAAACAAAAAGAAGAAGUGGUACCGUCCAGUUACACUGGAGCAGCUCUUGGAAAUUAAGGCGGUGCAUCCCGACGCUAAGAUUAUCGGGGGUAGCACGGAGACGCAGAUUGAGAUUAAGUUCAAGGCUAUGAAGUACAGUGCCUCCGUUUAUGUCGGCGACAUACAGGAUCUACGGCAGUAUACACUGCGGGACGACUGUCUCGAGCUUGGAGCCAAUGUUUCCCUGACCGACCUCGAGAGAAUCUGUGACGAAGCGCUUGAUCGAUACGGAACUGUGCGCGGGCAGCCAUUCAACGCCAUCAAGAAGCAACUUCGUUACUUUGCUGGAAGACAGAUCAGGAAUGUUGCUUCUCCUGCAGGUAACUUGGCUACUGCUUCACCAAUCUCCGAUCUCAAUCCAGUAUUUGUUGCUACAAGAACUACCCUCAUCGCCAAAUCACUAGGCCAGACCGUUGAGAUACCCAUGGAUCAAUUUUUCAAAGGCUACCGAACUACCGCUCUUCCUCAAGAUGCCAUUAUCGCUGCGUUGCGAAUUCCAGUCGCGGCUGAGGAGGGAGAAUACAUAAGGGCCUAUAAACAAUCCAAGCGAAAGGACGACGAUAUUGCCAUUGUCAAUGCAGCUUUACGUGUCUCCCUUUCGGAGGCACACACCGUCAAAAGUGUGAAUCUUGUCUUUGGUGGUCUCGCACCGAUGACUGUCUCCGCACGAAACGCGGAGGCGUUUCUGGUUGGCAAGAAAUUUACAAGUCCUGCGACACUGGAGGGUACAAUGGCAGCUCUGGAACAGGACUUCGACCUGAAGUUUGGGGUUCCUGGUGGAAUGGCCACUUACCGCAAGUCUCUUGCCCUGGGUUUCUUCUAUCGAUACUAUCAUGAUGUCUUAUCCAAGAUUGAAGUCAAGAGUGCGGAUAUUGACGAGGACGUCAUCGCUGAGAUUGAGCGAGCCAUUUCUACGGGAGAAAAGGACCACGAAGCUUCCGCGGCGUAUCAACAGAAAAUUCUUGGAAAAGCCGGUCCCCAUUUCUCUGCACUCAAGCAAGCCACGGGAGAGGCCCAGUAUACCGAUGACAUUCCAGCAUAUCAGAAUGAGUUGUAUGGUUGCAUGGUGCUGUCAACCAAGGCGCACGCCAAGCUCCUCAAUGUUGAUCCAACCGAGGCCUUGGAUAUUCCUGGGGUUGUUGACUACGUGGACCACACAGAUCUUCCAAAUCCAGAAGCCAACUUUUGGGGAGCACCAAAUGCCGAUGAGCUUUUCUUCGCUGUCGACGAGGUGAACACUGCUGGUCAGCCAAUUGGUAUGGUACUAGCGACAUCCGCCAAAGUUGCGGAGGAGGCUGCUCGAGCGGUCAAAGUGGCAUACGAGGAUCUGCCAGUGAUCCUUUCGAUCGAAGAGGCCAUCGAGGCGGAAUCGUUCUUCGAGCAUUACCGUUACAUCCAGACUGGCGAUGUUGAGAGCGCCUUUGAGAAGGCGGCUCACGUAUUUACGGGCGACUCGAAGAUGGGCGGACAGGAGCAUUUCUACCUGGAGACGCAGGCUUGCGUCGCCAUACCCAAGAACGAAGAUGGAGAGAUGGAGGUCUGGAGUGGGACCCAAAAUCCGACGGAAACACAAACAUAUGUCGCCCAAGUUACUGGGGUAUCAGCCAAUAAGAUUGUGUCUCGGGUGAAGCGUCUCGGCGGCGGCUUCGGUGGAAAGGAAACUCGAUCAAUCCAGCUGGCUGGUAUCUGCGCAACGGCUGCUGCGAAGCUGAAGCGCCCAGUACGGUGCAUGCUGAACCGCGAUGAAGACAUCAUCACCUCGGGUCAGCGCCAUCCCUUCUACUGUCGCUGGAAGGUAGCCGUUGACGGAGAGGGCAAACUCCUUGCCCUUGACGCGGAUGUCUACGCCAACGGCGGCCACACACAAGAUCUCUCCGGCGCAGUCGUAGAGAGAAGUCUUUCACACAUCGACGGUGUAUACCGUUUCCCGAAUGUCUACGUUCGGGGCCACAUUUGCAAGACCAACACGGUCUCCAAUACCGCAUUUCGCGGUUUCGGUGGUCCGCAGGGCAUGUUCUUUGCUGAGAGCAUCAUGGAAGAGGUUGCGGAUCACCUGAACAUCCCCGUGGAAGAUUUCCGGCUCCAGAACAUGUACAAAUCCGGCGACAAGACACACUACAACCAAGAGCUCAAAGACUGGCACGUGCCAUUGAUGUACAACCAGGUCCUUGAGGAGAGCUCUUACGCCGAACGCCGAAAGGCCGUGACCAAGUACAACAAGGAACACAAAUGGUCGAAGCGCGGCAUGGCGAUCAUCCCCACCAAGUUCGGUAUCUCCUUCACGGCACUAUUCCUGAACCAGGCCGGCGCUCUGGUCCACAUCUACCACGACGGCAGCGUACUCGUCGCCCACGGUGGCGUGGAGAUGGGCCAGGGGCUGCACACGAAGAUGACGAUGAUCGCGGCCGAAGCGCUGGGCGUGCCGCAAUCCAGCGUCUUCAUCUCCGAGACCGCGACCAACACGGUGGCCAACACCUCGUCGACCGCCGCCUCGGCCAGCUCGGACCUGAACGGCUACGCCAUCUUCAACGCGUGCGAGCAGCUCAACGAGCGCCUCCGGCCCUACCGCGCGAACAUGCCCGGGGCGACGAUGAAGGAGCUCGCGCACGCCGCGUACUUCGACCGCGUCAACCUCUCGGCGCAGGGCUACUACCGCACCCCGGACAUCGGCUACGUCUGGGGCCAGAACACGGGCCAGAUGUUCUUCUACUUCACGCAGGGCGUCACCGCCGCCGAGGUGCAGCUCGAUACCCUGACGGGCGACUGGACCCCGCUGCGCGCCGACAUCAAGAUGGACGUCGGCCGCACCAUCAACCCGGCCAUUGACUACGGCCAGAUCGAGGGCGCCUUCAUCCAGGGCCAGGGCCUGUUCACCACCGAGGAGAGCCUGUGGCACCGCGCCUCGGGCCAGAUCUUCACCCGCGGCCCCGGCAACUACAAGAUCCCGGGCUUCCGGGACAUCCCCCAGGUGUUCAACGUCAGCCUCCUCAAGGACGUCGAGUGGGAGAAUCUGCGCACCAUCCAGCGCUCCCGCGGCGUCGGCGAACCCCCCUUGUUCAUGGGCAGCGCCGUCUUCUUCGCCAUCCGCGACGCCCUCAAGGCCGCCCGCCGCCAGUGGAACGUCCAGACCGUCCUUCGGUUGGAGAGUCCGGCGACGCCCGAGCGGAUCCGCGUGAGCUGUGCGGAUCCGAUCAUCGAGAGGGCGCGCGUGGUGCCGCAGCCGGGCGAGAAGAGCUUCUUCGUGGCUAUCUAGUUGGAGCCUCGCAAUUGGGUAUGGG
Molecule: messenger RNA, 4207 nt
Organism: Aspergillus aculeatus ATCC 16872
Lineage: Eukaryota; Fungi; Ascomycota; Eurotiomycetes; Eurotiales; Aspergillaceae
Product: putative xanthine dehydrogenase HxA
Exons: 4
Coding region: 106-4182 (1358 amino acids)
Molecular function (GO): oxidoreductase activity; iron ion binding; 2 iron, 2 sulfur cluster binding
Source: RefSeq, a predicted model, not a curated record